Molecule: messenger RNA, 1191 nt
Organism: Rotaria sp. Silwood1
Lineage: Eukaryota; Metazoa; Rotifera; Eurotatoria; Philodinida; Philodinidae
Source: the annotation of a GenBank genome assembly
AUGAAACUAACCAUUAGUAUACUGUGUGUCUUUUUUCUUAUAAUAACAAUUGGUGCUCCGCCUGUCGUCGAAAAUGUGAAUAAAGAUAAACAACAUGCUGAUUCAAAAGAAGAUAAUUCCGAUGAAGCGCUAAAUGAACUUGAAUAUAGUCGUUAUUUAAAAGAAGUUGUAGAAAUUCUUGAAAAUGAUCCAGACUUUAAAAAGAAACUUGAAAAUGCAUCUAUCGAUGAUAUCAAAUCAGGAAAUAUUGCUCAAUAUCUUGGUCUUGUUCAACAUCAUGUACGUACCAAACUUGAUGAAGCUAAACAACGUGAAAUGGCUCGAUUAAGAGAAUUAGUUGCACAAAGACUACGUAAUUUAAGUGAAAAAGAACGAAUGGAACUUGCUCGAGGUGAUCCAAAUGGAAAACAUGUGCAACAGUUUCUUCCUCAACAUAUUGAUCAUCAAAAUUCUGAAAGUUUUGGUCAAGCUGAUCUUGAACGUUUAAUUCGACAUGCAUCAAAAGAUUUAGAUGAAAUAGAUCGAAAACGUGAACAACAAUUUAAAGAAUAUGAAAUGACAAAAGAAUAUGAACGUCGUGCUAAACUUGCUCAAAUGAACGAAGAAGAACGUAAGAAACAAGAAGCUUUACAUCGAGAAGCAAUAGAAAAAAAGAAACAUCAUCCAGAAGUAAAUCAUCCAGGUAGUGUAGAUCAAAUGCAAGAAGUUUGGGAAGAUGUUGAUCAUCUUGAAGCUGAACAAUUUAAUCCAAAAUCAUUUUUUCAAUUACAUGAUAUUAAUAGUGAUGGAUUUCUAGAUGAAGGUGAAAUUGAAGCAAUAAUGCAGAAAGAAGCCGAAAAAGUUCAUGAUAAUACACCUGAAGCUGAUCCUGUUGAAAAACAAGAAGAAAUGGAUCGUAUGCGUGAACAUGUUAUGAAAGAAUUUGAUAAAAAUAAUGAUCGUAUGCUUUCAUAUGAAGAAUUUCAACAUGGAAUCAAUGCCGACGAAGCUAAAAAUAAUCAAGGAUGGCAGUCUAUUGAAGACAGUACUGUCUAUUCUGAUCAAGAAUUUCAAAGUUUCUCCGAACAGUUGGGUCAUGCAUCUACACCUCAUGCUUCUCAACCACAUAAUCCUGCUGCUGGCAAUCAAGUACCAUCACCACAAGAACAAGGACAUAUUCCACGAGCUCCACCAUCAGUGAACAGUCACUAG